CAUUUUCAAAUUAUCGAAUUUUAUUUUGUGUCCGGACGUGGUUUUCGGCUCCCAGCAGUUAGAUCUCUCAAACCGUUUCGAGCACCAUGUUGGCCAGGUCCAUUCUCUCUGUGGCAGUGUGCGGCUUGCUGCUGUCGCCCCUCCUGCCCGCCACAAACGCGGCCAAGGAGGAGGACUCCUCCGCUGGCAAACAGGCGGAAAAGCAGUUCGCCGUGGAAUUGGACCCGGAAACCUUCGAUGCGGCGAUUGCCGGCGGCAAUGUCUUUGUCAAGUUCUUUGCGCCCUGGUGCGGUCACUGCAAGCGCCUUCAGCCGCUGUGGGAGCAGCUGGCGGAAAUCAUGAACGUGGAUGAGCCCAAGGUGAUCAUCGCCAAGGUGGACUGCACUAAGCACCAGACUUUGUGCGCCACCCACCAAGUCACCGGAUAUCCAACGCUGCGCCUCUUCAAACUGGGCGAACAGGAAUCUGUGAAGUUUAAGGGAACUCGGGACCUGCCCGCCAUCACCGAUUUCAUCAACCAGGAGCUGAACACCCCCGCCGAGGCGGAUCUGGGCGAGGCCAAGCGCGAGGAGGUCGAGAAUCCCAAUCUGGGCAAGGUGGUGGACCUCACUGAGGACACCUUCGCCAAGCACGUGUCCAGCGGCAAUCACUUUGUCAAGUUCUUUGCACCCUGGUGCAGUCAUUGUCAGCGUUUGGCACCUACUUGGGAGGAGCUGGCCAAGGAGCUGGUAAAGGAGCCCGGCGUAACCAUCUCGAAGAUCGACUGCACCCAGUUCCGUUCCAUCUGCCAGGACUUUGAGGUCAAGGGCUAUCCCACUCUUCUCUGGAUCGAGGAUGGCAAGAAGAUUGAAAAGUACUCGGGUACCCGUGACCUGACCACGCUGAAGUCCUACGUUGAGAAGAUGGUGGGAGUGCCGCUGGAGAAGACCGAAGACAAUGUCGUCGAAGGGGAGGCGGCCACCAAGGAGGCUGCCGCCGAUGAGGACGCGGCCAAGAAGUCGGCCUCACCCCAGCAGCUGAGCGGCGAGGCGGAGUUCGACGAGGCCAUAGCCGAGGGCGUGGUCUUCAUCAAGUUCUAUGCCCCCUGGUGCGGACACUGCCAGAAGCUGCAGCCCACCUGGGAGCAGCUGGCCACGGAGGCGUACCAGGCGCAGAGUGGCGUGAAGAUCGCCAAGGUGGACUGCACGGCGCCGGAGAACAAGCAAGUGUGCAUCGACCAACAGGUGGAGGGAUACCCAACGCUUUUCCUCUACAAGAACGGGCAGCGCCAGAACGAGUACGAGGGCAGUCGUUCGCUGCCGGAGCUGCAGGCCUACCUCAAGAAGUUCCUCGGCCACGACGAGCUCUAAGUCCGCAGGAUCAGCAGGGAUCAGCAGGGAUCGGCAGCAGCAGCAGCAGCCGCAGUAGCAGUCGAAUGAACAAAAACAAAACGCCCGCCAAACUAAUCGUAAUAGUAAUGUUUUCACUCCGAAACACCAGCAGCAGAAGUCUCUCUGAGAAGCCCGCAUUUAAAUCGAAGUCAUUCAUAUUGUGAUCUUAGUUCCCCCCGCUGUGUUCAAGUUUUCGUCCGCCUUGGAACCCUUUUUUAUGUUUUUAGUAUUUACUUUAAUGGGGCACAGGACUGUGUGCACGAAAAAAGCCAUUUAGCGAACUUUAUUUUCAAUUUUUUUAUAAUUUUGUGGUCAUCAGGCUACUUUAAAGUAAUUUCUAGGAAAAAUUGUCAACACAAAUACAAAUAAAUACAAAUUGGAAAACAUA
Molecule: messenger RNA, 1758 nt
Organism: Drosophila gunungcola (fruit fly)
Lineage: Eukaryota; Metazoa; Arthropoda; Insecta; Diptera; Drosophilidae
Gene: prtp
Product: thioredoxin domain-containing protein 5 homolog
Exons: 3
Coding region: 87-1349 (420 amino acids)
Biological process (GO): protein folding
Cellular component (GO): endoplasmic reticulum
Molecular function (GO): protein disulfide isomerase activity
Source: RefSeq, a predicted model, not a curated record